Sphaerodactylus townsendi is the source of this 855-nucleotide messenger RNA. It is a transcript of the gene MANBAL, whose product is annotated as mannosidase beta like. Gene Ontology annotation, cellular component: membrane. NCBI's taxonomy places the organism in Eukaryota, Metazoa, Chordata, Lepidosauria, Squamata, Sphaerodactylidae. The record is from RefSeq and is a predicted model, not a curated record. The transcript has 3 exons. The coding region runs from base 149 to 406 and encodes 85 amino acids.
GCGGCGGCGGCGGUUGCUAGGGCAGCCAUAGGAGGAAGCAGUUCCCGGGCAGCUCAGAAUCACAUCCAGGCGACGAGAUCUGGUUUUGGCUGGAAGAGGAAGGAGAAGAGAUUUGAGGUCUCCAGAGGCAAAGUUGAAGAUUUCGACCAUGGCUACUGAGCUGGACUUCACACCCCCGGAAAUCCCAGACCCGACAUUCAUGGAGAACAUCCUACACUAUGGCCUGUUCUUUGGAGCCAUUUUCCAGCUCAUCUGUGUUUUGGCCAUAAUCCUUCCCAUUCCAAAGCUGCAUAAACCUGAUACAGAAGGCUUUGAAUCAAAAAGCGCAGAAGUGGUGAAAAAAACCAAAGUUGUUGCCGCCUCAGCAAACAAGAAACCGAAAAAAGAAACGAAGAAGAAACGAUAGAACGGUUUUGUGACCAACAAAAAGGCUGUGCGUCAACAGCAAGCUUUCUCUGGAUAUGUUGGCGAGGAAGAACACGAAACAUAAACAAGCAUCCAACGACGCAUCUGGGCUUAUAUCCUCAUUCCUGGUGCAAAGAAGUACUUUUUGAAAAGAUAUGACAGUACUUGUUCCAUGUGAUGUGUCUUUCAUUCCUUAAAACUGCAUCAUCUUACCAAGAGUGGGAGGUGGGGGGGAUGGAAUAUUUUCUUUAUGACGCUUAAGGUGUGAAGUACAGGUCCUAUAAAAGGAAACUGAACUGUGCAAAAUGCCUUUCCCCUAUAUUUGUAAGAGCAGCGGGAUCAAGAAGUACGCCUUCGUAUUUUGUACGUUAAUGAUGUGCUUAAUAUACCUGUUUUUGUAAUGUAAUUAUCAUAUUUCCCCUUUCUUUUUUAAAAGCCUCUUGAUUCUAA